AUGACCAUCAUCAUUGAUGUCAUCCUCAUCACCACUGACAACACUGUCAAUGUCACCAAGAGAUGGAAGAAGGGUUCAACAAGGCAGGAUCUACACCCAAGUCCACUGGUCACCCUGGAGACCCAGGAUGGCUACUUCUCUCACCGGCCCAAAGAAAAAGUUCGGACUGACAGCAACAAUGAGAACUCAGUCCCAAAGGACUUUGAGAAUGUGGACAACAGCAACUUCGCCCCCAGGACCCAGAAGCAGAAGCACCAGCCCGAGUUGGCAAAGAAGACCCCCAGCAGGCAGAAGGAGCGGCUGCAGAGGAAGCUGGAUGCCCAGGACAAAGGACAGGGGCAGUCAGUCCUUGGGAAAGGCCCCAAGGAGGUGCUGCCUCCUCAGGAAAAGGCCACAGGCGAUAGUAGCCAAGGGAAGGAUCUCUCAAGACACAGCCACACCAGAAAGACUGGUGGUGGUGGGUCCCCCGAAACCAAGUCCGACCAGCCCCCCAAAUGUGACAUCUCUGGCAAGGAGGCCAUUUCAGCCCUGACCCGUGCUAAGUCCAAGCACUGCCGCCAGGAGAUUGCAGAAACGUACUGUCGCCACAAGCUGGGUCUGCUGAUGCCAGAGAAGGUGGCUCGGUUCUGUCCCCUGGAGGGUAAGUCAUUUCCUCCUGUUUCUGGUCCCACCCAUCUGCCUUUUCAGGCCCUCUGAGUAUAGCCACACUAUGUCAAACCCUGAUCACAAGAUCUAAUUUGUCGGGGACUCUGAACUCCUGCUAUCUUCUAUAAGGAAAGUUUUACAAAAUCACAUUACAUGUGUUAGUAAUUUAACCUGUUCCCUUUAGCAGAAGUGCCUGCCCAACUUUGACAUUGUGAUAUGACCUCAUUGUCUACAGGUGUGUUGUGUUGUGUUCACAGCUAUCCUGAAAUGCACAGGCUACAGAAAUCAAAACAAACAAACAUACAAAACGAAUCAGUCUACUAAAUCUUGGCUUCAUUUUUAGUAUUUUUAUUAUUAUUAUCUAAGCCAUAUAAUUUAGCAACUAUUUAUACAGCCCUGGCAUUAAAUAAGUCAUCCAAAGAGUACUUGGAGCAUACAGGAAAAUAUACAGGUCAUAAGCAAACACCAUACUACUUCAUAUAAGAGAUAGGACACUGCUGGGUAUGAGUGUUGUGGGAUCUGGUACCCAACCCCCAGUGGAUUCUGAGGGACACUUCUUUGUGGCUCUAUGUGUCCAUACAGUUUACCAGAUGGGUUGUGGCCUCAAACUCUAAGUGUCCCGAGGGAAGGUGGGAAAGGGAGGCUUAGUAUGCCCUUCACACAUUGUUCCCUCUUAGUCAAGUUCAGCCUGACUUUUUGAGCUUGUAGCAGCAAACGAGUAUCUAUGCAACGCUUCCUGUUCAAUAGGUUUAAAAAGAAAGAGCCUCCUUUCCCCAUCGUCUGUGUGGCCCAGGUGGUUCCUGUCUGUGUUCUUGAUUGCACUUGGCACUUAGUGUGCAGCAAUAAUUAAGUGGAAUGCAAUGUUUCCAAGAGCUGUUCUUAGCCAGUGCCAGGCAGGAGGCUAAACCAUGAUAAUGUGGCUCCUGCCACAUACAGAGCUUACAUGCUUGCUCCAUGAAGGGCCUAGUAGUAAAUCUGUGUGGUUGUUGGGCCAUACAUCUCUAUCACAAUGACAGGAGUCUGCUCUCAGAGCAAACACACAAACAUCAAUGUACUUGCUCAGGUUGGAGGGGAUUCCAGUUGCUUCCUAGCUUGUGAGGGAGAGGCUUGCAUCCUUGACCACCUAAUUUAAGAUAUGAAUGCCAUGAACUCAAAAAUGCACAUAACAUAUAUGUCCUAUGGAAUGUCCUAGCUUAGUUUGCUCUGCCUCAAAUGUGCUCAGAAAGUUUCCAUCAGCUUACAGUUUGGCAAAGCUUACAUUAAGGUAAUGUGUUAACUGCACUGUGUAAGUUAUUAGGUAAGGCUGCAGUGAAGGUGGGAAGCAGAUGGUGUGGGUGUGGUUUGUGUCCUCAGCAUUGUCGAGUUGAAAAGUUCUAGGCCAUCCAUCACUACUCUGUGGACUAUCCAUAUUCGAAUAAUAAAUGCUGUGUUUUAUCCCCAUGAUUCCUUUGUUAAGGAAACGGAGGCUCAGAGAGGUUUGGGAUUUGGUUGCAGGCAUGGGCUAAUAGCCAGCAAAAGUAGUAUUGGAAUUCAGGUUGCAGAGCCUGAGUCCCUUCCAUAAGUUUGUUGGUCUUCAGGAGGAAAACAGAUUUCUACUUCAGCUCAAGUUUUACAAGUCCCAAAGAAAAUUUGCUGCCUGUGGGCUAUGCCACCCUCUUAGUAUAGUCACAAGGAACAGUAUCAGCUGGGGAAACAAGGGAGCUUAUGACAGUGAGGCAGAGCAUGGGUGCAAGGCUAGAGUGCCUGCAUUUGGAUCUUGGAUUUCCUGGGCACAUGCUGUGAGACUUAGGGCAAGUUGCUUGCCCUCUCUGUGCUUUGGUGGUAUAUUCAUCAUAGAGGGUUCAAGACUACACAGUUCAGCAAAUAUUCCUGGCUAGUGAUGCACAUUACACAGAUAUUUGCCUUACAGCUCACUCCACAAUCAUCCACCACCACACAGCAGCGUUUCCCACGCUUCUUCUGGUCAUGCUGAAAUGUCUGGAAGCUGGUGUGAGCUCACUGGGGCUGCCUGUAGGGUUGGCUGUCUCUGCCUUGGCGAAGGUGACAUGCUCUCCCAGGACCUCCAAACUGGUUAAUGGGGUUGGCAUUUAAGACACAUGGCACACCAGCCCCAUGAUGCUUUAAUUUCCUGCACCGUGGCCUCCCCUCUGCAGUAAAUUUACUGUGAAUAGACUAAUUGCAAAAUAACUCUAAUUGGGUAGUUAUCAAUGAACAACUUCCCGUGAAACAGAAUGGCUUACAAUUAAUAGCAUUUAAGCCAUAAACUAUUCUUCUGCAGAAAGCAGGGAUGUAAUUACACCCCACAGGGAGACUGCCUUCCCCUUCUGGAAACCAUGACACCCGGAAUUCCCUCUGCUCGGGAGGGACUGGAGCUUCAGCCUAGUGGUCUUUUUAUAUUCUGCAUAAUGAGGAAGUGAGCUAGGGUAGCAGGAACAUGUGACAUCAGGCAGUACAGGAGUUCCCUCCAACACAGAGGCAUUCACUGGGCCUCACCCAGACCAUAGCCACUGCGGGCCACUGGGCAGAUUGAGAGGAAAGGAAAUUGAUUGUCUACGUUGACUUUUGUGAAGGGAUUGUUCCUGAAGCCCUUCUACCUUGCCUAUCCCCUAGCCUCAUCCCCACUCAGCCCAGGGGAAACCCUGGAGAAGAUGUGCUUUCUGCAGUGAUGUUCUUGCCCUUCUGACCUUUGUUCUCUGCCUCCUGUGGAGGACAACCUGAAAAGAGGUAUAUAGAAGACUCCCUUUGUUCCAUUUGAGAAUACCUGUUACCUGCUUUCACAUGUACAAGGGGAGAAGACUCCCGUGGACUGUCCAUCAAUGAACAUGUAGAGAGAGAUUCCAGGGAGUUUUGUGGAAAGACUUGUGCCUAAGUGUACCCUCAGAGGAUGUUGUCUCCAGAUCCCCAGCAAACCCUUCCUCCCAUAGAUCCUGUACUUUCUGCAGCCACCAAGCUGCCA
Messenger RNA from Cricetulus griseus (Chinese hamster), 3601 nucleotides. The record is from RefSeq and is a predicted model, not a curated record. Lineage: Eukaryota; Metazoa; Chordata; Mammalia; Rodentia; Cricetidae.